Lipotes vexillifer (Yangtze River dolphin) is the source of this 2478-nucleotide messenger RNA. RefSeq names its product cancer antigen 1 (gene CAGE1). Bases 1 to 2478 code for a protein of 825 amino acids. The transcript has 12 exons. The record is from RefSeq and is a predicted model, not a curated record. Lineage: Eukaryota; Metazoa; Chordata; Mammalia; Artiodactyla; Lipotidae.
AUGACAGAAGCGCGCCGAGCCUCAGCGCCACCGGCGGCCGCUCGCCCUGAGCCGGGGCAAGAACGGCCCAGGGACGCCCCGCCUCCGCGCCGGGCUGAGCGCCGGAAGCUCGCGUCCCGCAGGACGCGAGAGGGACCCGAGGUGUGUGGGCAGUUCGUGUUCCCAUCGUUCCCCGCCGAGGCUGGGCUGACUGUUCCUUCCGGAGCUUUUCGAGUCUGUUCCCCGCUUUGUGUCCUCCCUUGGAAGGACUCGUCAGCUAGCCCGGGGCUGCUGGACGUGGGGGUCUCACACCGUGUAACCUCCCAGCUCUGCGAAUGGAAACUUCGAGAGGGUCAGAGGGCGCGGGAGCCGGGCGGGUGCCGUUGCGGCCGCGAGGGGCGGGCGCGGCCGGGCCGACGUCACACUGGGACGUUCCAGCGCUGCCGCAUCCCCGCUGCGAGGUGUGAAAAGCCGUGCGUGGGCAAGGUUGAAAGCGUUCUUCCCCCUCCUUUGUUACCCGGUGCGGAGGGAGGCCGCCCGAAAUCCUUACUGUGGAGCCGAGCAACUAUGGUCCCUGGAAAGGAGCCAGAAUUCCAACGUCAUGUAUAUAAUUAUGCAGAAGACACCAAUAUACAGGAAGAUUCAUUUAAGGAAGAAAAUCCAAAGGGAACUAGCACUUCCACAAAUAAAGAUCAACUUGUUCUUAAGUGUGUCAGACAACCUCCUAGAAGGCCACCUCUAAUCCACUGCAGUGGAGAGAUGCUGAAAUUCAUGGAAAUGUCACUGGCUAAUAGUACUGCCAUGGAAUCUUCCCUCAACCCUAGUCAACCUCGAGGCUUCUUGUGUGAGGAAAAUUUACCUUCAAAAGGAAUACAGAAUUCUACAGAUAUUCCUGAGAUGUCAGUCAGGCACCAAAAGGAAGUCGCAGUGGAGGGGAGGAAGAGUCCAGAGAUUGUCUCAACUUGGUCUCCGACAGGCAUUUCUUGGAGUGGUGGAGCAUCUUGGGAGGACUGCAUGACACCCGACAGAGAGCAGAGCUUGGAAAGCUCACAACCUCUGGAAGAGGACAUGGCUUUAAAUGAAGUCCUACGAAAAUUAAAACGUACUAACAAAGAACAGCAAACUCUGAUCCAAGACCUACAGCAUCGUAACAUGUAUUUAGAGAAGAAGAUUGAAGAACUGCAGAUGAAGACAACUAAACAGCACGUGUUCGUGGACAUCAUCAAUAAGCUAAAGGAAAAUGUUGAAGAAUUAAUUGAAGACAAAUACAGAGUAAUGCUAGAGAAGAAUGAUACACAGAAGAAAUUGCAGAAUUUGCAUGAGAUUUUAGUUAACACCCAAAAACAUCUUCAGGAAUCCAGGAAUGAAAAGGAAACCUUACAGCUAGAGUUUAAGAAGAUCAAGGGCAAUUAUGUUAGUUUACAGGAAAGGUACAUGACUGAAAUGCAACAAAAAAAUAAAGCUGCAAAUCAGUGCAUGGAGAUGGACAGAGCCUUAAGCAAGAAAGAAGAAGAGGUAGAGAGGCUGCAGCAACUCAAAGGAGAACUGGAAAAGGCCACCACUUCUGCCCUGGACUUGUUGAAAAAGGAAAAAGAGACCCGAGAACAAGAGUUCCUGUCUUUACAGGAGGAAUUUCAGAAACGUGAAAAGGAAAACCUGGGUGAAAGACAGAAACUGAAAUCUAGACUUGAGAAAUUGGUCGCUCAAGUUCAAAAUUUGCAGUUCAUAUCUGACAAUGAAAAGGCUAAGAAUACAGAACUCCAGCAGCAGAUCAACAAAGUAAAAAAUGAAAACUCAAAACUUCAGCAGCAGGUUGCAAGGAGUGAGGAGCAAAAUUAUGUUCCUCAAUGUGAGACAGCUCAACUCAAGGAGAACUUAGAGGAAGGAACAGAGUCAGAUAUGGCAAAGGGUGCAAAGAUGAUACAUUCUAAUUUGUUCCUGAAUCACUCACCUUGUGAAGGAGAGAGCCCAAAUCCCCCAGACGUGAAAAGAACUUCACAGCUGACCUCCAAAAUUCGCAAUCUUCUGGCUCUGAUGGUACAACUUCUCAUGUGCCAGGACAUCACCAAUCCCGAUGCCAGACAUUUCAAAGAGAAUGAGAAAGUUAAUGAUAUCAUACUACAAAAAUUGAAGAGUUUUCAUCUUAAAAAGAAAAAGUUAGAUAAAGAGGUUACAGACUUUGAUUCAAAUGAAGCCAAGAAUGUCAGAGAGGUACCUGUCUUACUGGGAGCCAAACUGGAUCAGUACCACAACCUAAAUGAAGAGCUUGAUUUCUUGGUUACAUCAUGUGAAGAAAUUAUUGAAUGUGCUGACCGAAGGCUCAUGAUACCGAACUCCCAGAUUGCACAUUUAGAAGAGAGAAAUAAACUUUUGGAAGAUUUAAUUAGAAGGCCCAGAGAGAGAGCCAGAAAACCAAGAAGUGAAAACAGUGAGAAGCAUCCGAAGUCCAUGACCGUUAUGCCAGAUAUCUUAGAAGGAAAUAGAAAUGAUUUAGAUUAA